GGGGCCGCCGCCGCCGCAGCCGCCGCCGCCGCCGCCGCCGCAGCCGCCGCACACCUCCCGUCCAUGGCCGGGGGCCAGCAGCCGCCGCCGCAGAGUCUGCUCUACUCGCAGCCCGGGGGCUUCACGGUGAACGGCAUGCUGAGCGCGCCCCCGGGCCCGGGCGGCGGCGGCGGCGGCGCGGGCGGCGGCGCCCAGAGCCUGGUGCACCCGGGGCUGGUGCGCGGGGACACGCCCGAGCUGGCCGAGCACCACCACCACCACCACCACCACGGGCACCCGCACCCGCCGCACCCGCACCACGCGCAGGGGCCUCCGCACCACGGCGGCGGCGGCGCGGGGCCCGGGCUCAACAGUCACGACCCGCACUCGGACGAGGACACACCGACGUCGGACGACCUGGAGCAGUUCGCCAAGCAGUUCAAGCAGCGGCGCAUUAAACUCGGCUUCACGCAGGCCGACGUGGGGCUGGCUCUGGGCACGCUGUACGGCAACGUGUUCUCGCAAACCACCAUCUGCCGCUUCGAGGCCCUGCAGCUGAGCUUCAAGAACAUGUGCAAGCUCAAGCCGCUGCUGAACAAGUGGCUGGAGGAGGCGGACUCGAGCACUGGCAGCCCCACGAGCAUCGACAAGAUCGCGGCGCAGGGCCGCAAGCGCAAGAAGCGGACCUCCAUAGAGGUGAGCGUCAAGGGCGCGCUCGAGAGCCACUUCCUCAAGUGCCCCAAGCCCUCCGCGCAGGAGAUCACCAACCUGGCCGACAGCCUGCAGCUGGAGAAGGAGGUGGUGCGGGUCUGGUUCUGCAACCGGCGCCAAAAGGAGAAGCGCAUGACGCCGCCCGGGAUCCAACAGCAGACGCCCGACGACGUCUACUCGCAGGUGGGCACCGUGAGCGCCGACACGCCGCCGCCGCACCACGGACUGCAGACGAGCGUGCAGUGAAGGCAAGGGGCGCAGCGCGAAGAGGGCCGCCGCCGCCGCCGCCGCCUCCGCAGCCGCUGUCAGCAUCGCCGCCAACCCCCGCCGCCGCCGCCGCCGCCGCCGCCGCCGCCGCCGCGCCGACCCGCACCGGGGCCGCACCGGGCCCAGGCCAGUCCGCCGCCCUCCCCUCCGCCCAAAGACAAACAUGCCCGCCCUUGGAGGAAAGAGAGAGAGAGAGAGAGAGAGAGAGAGACGGACCAAGAAGACAUUUCUGAAGUCCAAGGAAGGAGGGGCAAAACACAAAACAAAAGCGUAACAAAUACCCAGACUGUUUUAUAUACGUAUAUAUAACAAACAAAACCGGAAGAGAAAAAGGAGGCGAUCAUGAGAUCUCGUUUAUACUGUGGUGGUGUUUCCUUUUUGUUUUUCUGUUUUCUUUUUAAAGAAGGGUGAAGAUGCCUAGCGCACCAAAACUGCACUCGUGAGGUUUUCCCCACCCUAGGAAGUCCUACAUGGCAACAGUGGACAGCACCUAGCACCUGCCUCGUCCUCGCCUCUUAAAAAAAAAAAAAAAAAAAAAAGCACCCCCCCCCCCCCCCCGCCCCCGCUCUCCUUUUCACCCCGCCAUCCAAAGGGCUGACUAAAGUGAUCUACCGAAACUUUCUUUCCUGGGAGCGACGUGCAAGAAAGCAGAGGCACCCUGUUUUAGUUGGCCAUGUUAAAGUCAUUUGGGGACAAAUGGACUAUGAAAUAGGAAGGAGAAAACAAAGAACAGUCUUCAGGAAAAAAAAAAAGAAAGCAAGCAAGAAAGAAAAUAUUCACAGCUUUUGAAAUUAACAGACUGAAUAGCAAAGCCAAAAGAAAAAGUCUUCUCAAAGUAACCUUGGAAAUAAAGCAUCACGAAAGAGCAGAGGGAUGGGCGAGGGAGAAGGGGACGGCUACCCAGGAGUGGGGGAGGCCAGGCUGAGUCGGGCAGGGCGGGUGGACUGGGCUAGGAGCAAGGCCCCGCCACCAGCCCCGGCUUUAACGGCGGGCACUCGGGUGGAUGAGGCCUAAAGAUUCCACCGCGAAUAUUUUUUUUAUUAAUAUUUUUAUUUUUUAUUUCUGGACUGACUCAGAUAAAGAGAUUUAGAAGGACUGAGCACCAGCCGCUGCACUCCUCUGGACUUCUCUCCUCAAUCCGUUGCCAACUUUGAUUGAAUGGGUGCUGUGGAUGUGAUUAUAUAAUACUGCCAUUUCCAAGCAGUGUUUUUGGUAGGUUUUAAUAAACAGACUUUUCAAAAGACGGCAAUAUAGAAUUGUUAGAUCCGUUGUUGAUCUAAAAAUAUUUGCUUUAUAUUUUCAUUAAAUGACUUCUUUUAAUAUUUUAUUCAGAAUACUUAUGAACUGCUGCAAAACGGUAAUUUAUUUUUCCCCAGAUCUUGUAUUACGUGUUUUUUUCAGACGAGCACAAAUCAAAAUGAAAUGAAAAUAUGGACAGUUGCUAGGUAGUAAGGGUAUCUUUUGAUGUGAUCAUUUGAUUGUAAUUUAAUUUGAGUAGUGAUUCCGUAAGAGCUGAUCGAGAAAAUAAAUUUGUUAGA
Panthera uncia (snow leopard) is the source of this 2495-nucleotide messenger RNA. RefSeq names its product POU class 3 homeobox 3 (gene POU3F3). Gene Ontology annotation, cellular component: nucleus. Gene Ontology annotation, molecular function: RNA polymerase II cis-regulatory region sequence-specific DNA binding; DNA-binding transcription factor activity, RNA polymerase II-specific. Gene Ontology annotation, biological process: brain development; regulation of transcription by RNA polymerase II. The annotation marks the transcript as partial. Lineage: Eukaryota; Metazoa; Chordata; Mammalia; Carnivora; Felidae. The record is from RefSeq and is a predicted model, not a curated record. The transcript has a single exon.